Messenger RNA from Musca vetustissima, 4377 nucleotides. RefSeq lists its product as uncharacterized. The record is from RefSeq and is a predicted model, not a curated record. NCBI's taxonomy places the organism in Eukaryota, Metazoa, Arthropoda, Insecta, Diptera, Muscidae. Gene Ontology annotation, biological process: endocytosis. Bases 22 to 4377 code for a protein of 1451 amino acids. The transcript has 7 exons. Gene Ontology annotation, molecular function: phospholipid binding; clathrin binding. Gene Ontology annotation, cellular component: endosome; plasma membrane; clathrin vesicle coat.
AAGAAUACAGCUCAUAACAAAAUGGUUGAUAAAUUUAUAAAUAUGUGGAAAGUACGUGAAUUGGCGGAUAAAGUCACAAAUGUUGUUAUGAAUUACACGGAAAUCGAAGGCAAAGUACGUGAAGCCACCAAUGAUGAUCCCUGGGGUCCAACUGGUCCGCUAAUGCAAGAAUUGGCUCACGCCACAUUCUCAUAUGAAACAUUUCCAGAAGUAAUGUCCAUGCUGUGGAAACGAAUGCUGCAAGACAAUAAAACCAAUUGGAGACGAACUUAUAAGAGCUUAUUACUAUUAAACUAUCUCGUGCGUAAUGGUUCCGAACGUGUUGUAACAUCAUCACGAGAACACAUUUAUGAUUUACGUUCCUUGGAAAAUUACACUUUCACAGAUGAGGGUGGCAAAGAUCAGGGUAUUAAUGUUAGGCAUAAGGUUAGAGAACUAAUAGACUUUAUACAGGAUGAUGAUCGUUUACGUGAAGAACGUAAAAAGGCCAAAAAGAAUAAGGACAAAUACAUUGGCAUGAGUAGCGAUGUAAUGGGUAUGCGCAGCAGUGGUGGUUAUGGUGGCGGCGGUGGUUUCAGUGAUGGUGGCUGGAGAACAUCACGUUCGGAUCAUGGUGAUAAUUGGUAUUCUGAUUCACGUGGUGAUCGUUACGAAGACGAUGAUGUCCAAUAUGAAGGUGAAAAGGAAUUCUCAGAUAGUGAUUCCCCUAGUCCAAGGCGAAGCUAUCGCUACAAUGAUCGUGCCAGUCCUGCAGAUAUUGCUACUGAAGCAACAACAACAACAAAACCAACUGGUGGUAGCAUUAAUAUGAAUAUUCGUCCUGCCAAGUCGUCGCAUAAUGCACCCGCAGCCGGAGGGCCGGUUACAAAACAACCACAAAAUAAGUCCACGCCGGCUGCUGCUGGUGUAGGUGCGAAGAAAAUCGAUAUGGGAGCUGCUGCUAAUUUUGGCAAAACAGCUGGUAUACAUUCGCCCACACAUCGUGAUACCCCAGCCGAAAGUAAUAAUGACGAUUUAAUUGGCUAUUCACCAAUUAAUAAUAACAUUAACUUGGGCCUAUCAGAUUUGGAUAGUAAUAACACCACCGCAAAUAACAAUAAUUUAACAAAUCUAUUUCCAACAUGUUCACCAAAAAGUGAAAAAACCCUUAACAGUGCUGCUGUUAUCAACGAUGAUUUAGACGAUUUCAAUCCCCGGGCUGCUGAACAACAGCAAUCGGAAUUCGGCGAUUUUGCUUCAGCUUUCAGUGGUAGUUCGGGCAUCGAAGCUCCCUCAACAGCUUUAGCAACGACCACAACAAACUCAAGUAUUGGUGGUGGUGAUGAUUUUGCUGAUUUUUCUGCAUUCCAAGGUAGUACAACUACCAGUAAUAAUAUUAUACCUGGUGGUUUGGAAGGUAACCUUCUGACCACUGCAACUCCAGCCAACGAUGCAUUUGAUCUAUUUAAUGCUGCAACGACGACGGCGAAUUCAAAUCACCACCAACCAACCAGCAUGGGUGCUGCUACAACAGCAACAGAUCUACUAGCUGGACUAGGAGAUCUAUCAAUACACCAAAGUAUGCCAAUGGCGGAUGAUGAUGAUGAAGAUGAUGGCGGCGAUGAUCAUGAUGAUGAUGUCACCAGUGAUAACAAAUUCCCGGCAAAACUUAAACAAGAACUCAUUGAUGCCAUUAACAAAUUACAGAAACUUGAAAAAGUUCAAUCAUCGCAGGAUGUAAAACAAAUCCAAGAAAUUAUUACCAAUUUAUGGUGUUGUGAAGGAGGUGGAGGCGUGGCAUUACCAGGAUUUACCACACCUGAACAACUAUGUAAUUUAGAUAAAAAUGCAAUACCAUGGCAUUUGAUAGCUGAAAAUGAAUACUCCGAGCUGUUACAAGCCAUUUGUGGGCUGUUUAAUCCAGAUUGGCCCACAAAUAUGGGAAUGCAGGAACGCUACAUAAUGAAUAUAUUUAAAAUUGAUUAUAAUUUUGAUUUUAUAUUCGAAUCAUGGUCAUGCAUAAUGCAAAAAUUACCCGCAUUACCCCAAGUGGUAAUGGAAAUUUUGGAAUUUAUGUUAAGCGAUGAGAAUUUCAUGUUUGUGGCAUUUUUACAAAUCUGCAAGGAGAGGGCCCAGCUAAUGGAAGAAUAUAAAGCCACCAUGGAAGCUGUUCCAGAAACUCAAGUGGAACGAUUUAAUAUGAAAGUGAAACAAUUCAUACAAUUGAUAAUUUCCAUACCCACCCACUGUGCCAAUCAAAUGCAGGGGAAAGUUAAGGAUAUUUUUCUCUCUUGCAAUUAUUCCAAACUUUUGUUACAAAAUGUAAUCAAAACGAUAUGGUUUCUAAUGCAUUGUGAAAAUUUGGAAGAGAAUUAUUUUGAUUUGAAAUUCCUAUCGGAAUUGCUAACACGAAUUGUGGUGGAAUUUUGCAAGGAAUUCGGAAAAGAUUCCACACUCUUUGAAAUUUUACAAAUUAUAGAGGAAUUUUGUAAUUUCCCCCCGGGUCAACAAAUAAUGCAUUCAAUAUUUAAACAAAUUGAAGAUAAUAUUGCCAUAUACCGGAUUGUUUUGUGUAUGCUUAAUGGCGAUUUGGAUAUUUAUAAAAUUGUGGGGCCCUGUGCCAAGGAUUCCGCCAAUUGGGAAUUUUGUUUUAUGCAAAAAUUGGCCAUACAAAGAAUACCCAAUCAGAAUAAUUGUCUUGUUGGGUUGGUGAACUAUGUCCGCCAAUUGGAUUUUGAUUUAUUAAGAAAGCUUUUUGAAAAUGUCCUAAAUAUAUGGUCCAAACGUACUGCCCUACUCAAGUUAUCGGAAACUGAACAUUUGAAUCUAUCCAAAUUGCUGAUGUUGUGUGGAAGAUGUUAUUGUAAAUCAAAAGGAGGAGAUACGGAUGUGGAUAUAAAACGUUUGCUGCACGAAGGACUACGCCAUCAUUUGGAAUGUCCAGAUGCCCGACAACGUCAUAUUGGCAUGAAAUGUGUGGAAAUUCUUUUCAAUUUAAUGUGUGAUCCAGAUAUCAAGGAUGAAGAUAGAUUGAAAUUUGAUUACUCCAGUAUUCAGGGUACAACUCUGGAAAAAAUACUCAAAGAGUUUGAUGAACUACUUGAAUUGAAACUAGAAAAUAAUCAUACACAGAAAAAUAAUUUGCUAAAAUUAUUGGAAUUAUUUAUGAUGAAGGCAAAUGAAAAGAACGAAGUGGUGAAACAUGAAAUUCCACCAACACCACCACCAGAACCUCAAGAUUUAGAUAUACCACCACCGGCAAAAUCGGCAAAAAUGGAACUAGACUCCGAUGACGAUGAUGACGAAGAUGAUCUCAAACCCUAUGACAUGUCCAAUGACAUACCUCAAAUAAUGGAAAAAAGACCCAAAUUCCUUUUCGAUUUACUAAAAACUCUUUCUGAGAAAUGUGAAAAUUAUGAAAUUUUUGAAUCAGCCCUAUCAUCAGCAGAAUCUCUCAUACGCUCCCAAUUACCUCGGUCAGAUUCUCGUCUAGCCUUGGAUUUAAUGCAAAUUUUCUUGCCCCUAGAUAUGCAAUAUUAUUAUGAGAAUUUCGAAGAAACUAAAUUCAAAUGUUGUGUGGCCAUUUGUACGGCCCAUCCAGCGGAAUGUGCCGAAUAUAUUUGCCGACAAUUUCACACCGAUAACUCACAUUAUAGUGUGAAUUUGCGUAUUGUUAUGCUGCAAAUUUUGGCUGCCACAGCCAAAGAAUUAUCAGAUAUACAAAAUGAAAAAUUGGAAACAAUCGAACAUACGAAUCAUACCCCCAUUUCCCACACAAAUUCAAAUUACAUACGUAAAUUUCAAUUUGAUAAUGAACACAAACAACGUUUGGCCCUAACGCAACAGGUGAUCAAGAAACGUUUGCGCGAAAAAACCAAAAGAUAUUUUUCACAAAAAUCAUCGCAAUCCGCCAACGAAAACCGCAAAUCCAAGCCAAAUCGUUUCCAUGCGGUGGUGGGUACAUUUUUCUUUUGCCUCAUUCGCGGUGAUCGUACCAAACAAAUGCUCUAUGUAAAAUAUGAUCGACUGGCUCAUGAUAUAGACACCAUGCUAAUGGUGAAUUUUUUGCACACCCUAUCCGUGAUUGUUAUGGCAGCACAAAAUUGCCCUCUACUACCGGCCAUGACAAGAGAAAUAUUCGACAUAUGUUCAUUUGUACGAUUUAGUCCAGAGGCUCGUAUACGACAAUCAUGUUUGGAAUUAUUGGGCAUAACAUUGGUAACCACACCUGGUUAUAUACUGAUCGAUCAGUUCAAUGAACGCUUAUUGGAUUUAAGAUAUUGGUUAGAGGAUUUUGUCAAAUCACCCCUUGUCGGCGGAGAAACGUCCGAGGAAUGCCGUGAAAUUGCCACACAAAUUUUAAAUACUUGCUAUAAAAUAAUGAAUCCUCAAAAUUAA